Messenger RNA from Macadamia integrifolia, 1780 nucleotides. RefSeq names its product 1-(5-phosphoribosyl)-5-[(5-phosphoribosylamino)methylideneamino] imidazole-4-carboxamide isomerase, chloroplastic. The record is from RefSeq and is a predicted model, not a curated record. Gene Ontology annotation, molecular function: 1-(5-phosphoribosyl)-5-[(5-phosphoribosylamino)methylideneamino]imidazole-4-carboxamide isomerase activity. Gene Ontology annotation, biological process: L-tryptophan biosynthetic process; L-histidine biosynthetic process. Bases 515 to 1477 code for a protein of 320 amino acids. The transcript is spliced from 9 exons. Gene Ontology annotation, cellular component: cytoplasm. NCBI's taxonomy places the organism in Eukaryota, Viridiplantae, Streptophyta, Magnoliopsida, Proteales, Proteaceae.
GCAUCCAAAUGUGUGUUCCGAGGUCCUCUUGGCCAUCUGAUGCUCACUACAUCUCUACACUCACUGUCUCUGCCAAGGAAGUUUUUGCAACGCGGUUAUGUCCCCUUGUAUCUUUCUAUUUUAUUAAUAAAAUUUUAGGGUUCCCCACGCCGUACAUAAUUUUAGAGAUUCCGAUCGAAAUCGCCUCCCUCAUCGAUUAGGCGUUUUAAAACCCUGCUUGAAGUUUUAACCCUUUAAUUCUUUUGCAUCUGUUGUUCUUCCUGCAUUACAGAGAGCUUACAGAAGACAAUACCCUCUUUAGCAUUCUCUACAAAUGGUAGAUCUUCCAUUAUCCUUCCUCUUCUCCUUUUCUCCUUAAUUAAUCAAAGUAGGGUGAGGAACCGGACUCGGGAACUUCCCUUUAAGCCCAGAACUCAUACGCUUUAUCUGCAUUUCUUCGCUCACAGAACCCCUCAACAACGUUUAAGAAGUCGAACUCAUCAGGAUUUCAAUCCAAUAUUGUUACAUCCGCAAAAUGAGGAUUCAUAAUCUUCAUUCUUCAAAUUAUUGGCAUGCUACUUUUUCUGCAAAUGACCUUCUUUCACUUAGCCGGAUGUCACAUUCUGCAUUGUAUGGCGUGAAGAAGCAGAGAUUUAUUUUGGUUGUGCCAUCAAAAUUAUCAAGUUCUGGAUUAUCCAUCCGAUGUUCUGUUCAUUUCCGACCUUGUAUUGAUAUACACAAGGGCAAGGUGAAACAAAUUGUUGGGUCUACUCUCCAGGAUUCAAAGGAUGGGGGCUCAACGCUCAUAACGAACUUUGAAUCAGAUAAAUCAGCCGCAGAGUUUGCAAAUAUGUAUAAAGAAGAUGGACUUAAAGGCGGUCAUGUAAUAAUGCUCGGUGCAGAUUUGCUAAGUAGGUCUGCAGCUAUUAAGGCCUUAAAUUCCUAUCCAGGUGGUUUGCAAGUUGGAGGUGGGAUCAUGUCAGAAAAUGCUUCCGGUUAUCUAAAGGAAGGGGCCAGCCAUGUCAUUGUUACAUCGUAUGCUUUUAACAAUGGGCAAAUGGACACUGAAAGGCUCAAGUAUCUUGUCAGUGUUGUUGGAAAACAGAGGCUUGUGUUGGAUCUAAGCUGCAGAAAAAAGGAUGGUAAAUAUGCCAUUGUCACAGAAAGAUGGCAGAAGUUCAGCGAUGUAUAUCUUGAUGAGAGAACUUUGGAAUUUCUUGCUGCCUAUGCUGAUGAAUUUCUUGUUCAUGGGGUUGAUGUUGAAGGGAAAAAGCUAGGAAUUGAUGAAGAACUUGUGGCCUUACUUGGCCAGCACUCACCGAUUCCAGUGACUUAUGCUGGUGGUGUUAUAACAAUGGAUGAUUUAGAAAGGAUAAAGGUGGCUGGGAUGGGACGAGUAGAUGUUACUGUGGGGAGUGCCUUGGAUAUUUUUGGUGGCAAUUUGGCUUACAAAGACGUCGUCGCUUGGCACAAAGAACAGGAGGCCUUCGCAGUUUAGGGGCUUACAGAGACGUUCCUCGCCAGCCAUGUGAAGAUGUUUUUAUUCUUGGAACAUCUUUGGAUAUGUUCAAGGGGCGCUGCUUGAACUUCAAAUGCAAACAUGCUCGAAUAUAAACCAGAUUUGGGAGCUACAGGCCUGUUAUGAGGGCACUAUCAACAAGGCGUUCAUUGUUCCCCAAAGAUUUAAGAAAACUUUCGCUUAUGAAAUUGCAGCUCACCGCUCCUUGAGGAAAACACGCUCGAAUAUAAACCAGAUUUGGGAGCUACAGGCCUGUUAUGAGGGCACUGCUUGAACUUCAAA